AUGGCGGGGGCCCGGGAGGAAGCCGGCGACAGCAGGCUGGUGGCAGGCCGGGAGCCGCCGCCGCGCAUCAUCACAGUAACAGCGAAGACACCACAGGAGCGCCAGGAGUUCGCCCUGGCAGAAAACUGCAGUGUUAGGGAGUUCAAAGAGAAAAUCUCGAAGCGUCUUAACUGUGAUGUGAACCGUUUGGUGCUCAUCUUCACAGGGAAGAUCCUUCGAGACCCAGACACACUAAACCAGAGGGGAGUCCUUGAUGGCACCACUGUCCAUCUGGUGGUACGGAACCGCUUCCCUGGAUUCACCCGCUCAUGCCAUCCGACUGCCACACCUGCCACCUCAAAUCAACCUCUCUCAGGGAGCAACAGCCCCGGGGCUUCACCCAGCACUGGGGCUGCUGGGCUGCUGGCCAGGCUGGGCCGCAUAGCGCGGAGCUCCCCGGAUCUGGCAGACUUCCUUGGCCAUCUGGUUCAGCUGCUCAUGGCCGUCCCUGAAGCUGUGGUGCAAUUCCUGGAUGAUCCCUCCAUACAAGGGCUGCUGGGUGAAACUCCAUCCAGCACCAAUCCUUCUCCUGGCACUGGACCUGGGCGACUGAUGGCUCAGCCACAGACUGUUCCACCAGCCCACGCUGCUGAGACAGUGCCGGAAGGCCUGAGGAGCCCUACUCUGCUGAGGGAAUUGCUGAUGCUAAGAGCAGAUGAGAGAGGCCUAGGGGCUUUGAAGGCUGUUCCUGGGGGUGACAAUGCCCUGCGACAGGUCUAUGCUGAUAUCCAACAGCUGAUGCUCACAGUCCCUGCCUCAUCACCCCGGUCCAAGGCCCCAGCUUCCUUGUCUGGUCCUUCUAGUUCUUCUCCCUCAUCUGGGCCUCUCAAGCUGGGAAAUGCAUGGUCUGGGACCCAGGGCCGAGUUCUGGGAACCUCAACACAGGGUACUUCAGCCUAUAAUUCUACCAUGCCCAAUCUGUGCAUGGGUUUGGGACCUGGCACACAGGAUGUGUCCCCUGCUCUGGGCAAAGGUUCCCUGCCAGGCUCAUCCACACCCUCUGCCUCUGCCCUGCGGAAUGCCCUGAAUGUACUGCAUCAGAACCCAGCCCUUCUGCACCAGCUUACUACUGGCAGCCCUCUGAGACCCCGUCUACCUCUGUUACCUAUCCUCACGAAUCCACGAGCACUACAGGCUUGGCUACAGAUUGAACAGGGUCUGCAGACGCUCUCCAUGGAGAUUCCAGGACUGGGACCCUGCCUGCGGGGUUCUGGAAGGCCCCGUGGGGACCACGGGGUAGGUAUGACUGGUGGGUCAAACUCCCGAGUGUCCUCCCAGCAACCCACACUAGCUGUGCUGCAGCUUCUCCAGGCCUUGGCUCACGCGAGCCCCAAUACCCUUCAGACCCCACCACCACCACCACUGCCACCACCCCCUACGGAGGGCCGCUUUCAGCAGGAGCUGGACCAACUGAAGGCAAUGGGCUUCUCCAACCGUGAUGCCAACCUGCAAGCGCUGAUAGCUACUGACGGAGACAUCCAUGCUGCUAUUGAGAGGCUAUUGGGGGCCCCCCAGGCCUAG
Molecule: messenger RNA, 1560 nt
Organism: Dromiciops gliroides (monito del monte)
Lineage: Eukaryota; Metazoa; Chordata; Mammalia; Microbiotheria; Microbiotheriidae
Product: ubiquilin-1-like
Exons: 1
Coding region: 1-1560 (519 amino acids)
Biological process (GO): ubiquitin-dependent protein catabolic process
Cellular component (GO): cytosol
Molecular function (GO): polyubiquitin modification-dependent protein binding
Source: RefSeq, a predicted model, not a curated record